GCGAAAUUUCAUUCUCACAUCAUCGCUUGUCCAGCACACAACUGCAAUCGAAAGUAAAAUUCAAGAAAAAACACCUGAAGUAGUGUGGAUAACUGAAAAUUUGGCGCAAAAGAAACAGUCAAGCGAGCCAAAUGGAAGCCGGACAGAAUCAAAAUCAGCAGAUUUGCAAUCAAGCCGCAGCAAAUGCACCGAACGUUGAGCCUCAACCGUCGGUCUUCAAACUGGACAUCGAUUGCUGGGACGAAGUACUCGAUUGCCUGUCGUUGGAGGAUGUUCACUCGUUUGGUCAAACAUGCAAGGCUUUUCAACGUGUCACCGGCGAAUAUUUUCAAUGGAAAUAUGUGGAUGCUUCCGCUCUUUCCUACGGACAUGGUAUUUACAUCAAUUUCAGAAGAAUGAAUGGUUUCAACGAAUUUGUCCAAAACAUUCAGUUCUGUCAGGUCACACGCAAUUCAGCGUUUCAUUACACUGCAACCAAAUGCAAAGCUGAAAUCAAGGAGUUCAUGCUUGUCGACGUUGAUCUCAAUCAGAUGGACAUCAAGAUAAUCGAAAAACGUUUGGAAAAAGUCGUCAGCCUCCAAGUAAUGCGCUGCAAAUUCGAUGAAGACAUUUGGCGGACGCUUUUCGAAUCGUGCACGAACUUGAAGCGACUAAGAUUCUGGACCAAUUUUGAUACAUCGUUUGCUUGGCCAGUUCGAAAACAUCCAACACUCGAACACCUGGAAUUGUGUACGAUUAGCACAAUUGACAGCCAAAAAUUGAAGAAUUUUCUCGACCAUUGCCCAAAUCUUCGAAGCCUUCAAAUCAGUGCAAAUGUGCUAUGGGACAAUCAAGAUUUAAUUUGCAAUACCAAAGUUGAUGACUUGGCCAUUGAUAUGAACGAAGACAUCGAUACCACCAUUGGUUUCUUGAAUAACCUUCAUGAGAAAGGCUUCUUCAAAAGAUUGCAUUUUAGAUCUGAACGCAACAGCACAACAUCAGCUGAACAAAUACUUUCGUUGCCCGGACUCGUUACGCUGUACAUUUAUCCGAACGAAAAUGAAAAUCCGGAAUUUCCCGUUUUGCCCAGCAUCAAAGAGAUUGGAAUCAUCAAUCGCUUUGAAAGGCACAUCAACACGGAUGCCAUGGUCAACAGUUUCAUCAAUCUGGAGCAGCUUUUCAUCAUCGGCUCACGCGAUUUGCUGCCAUUCAUUCGUCGAUCGAUAAAAUUAAAAGACGUUGAAAUCGCUGAUUUCGAAGGAGAAGUUCUCGACAUCGCUGCACUGAACAAGGAACGCAAAAAGUUGGUAGGAGCACGCAAGGUGACCAUUUACGUCAAUGAACGUAUUUAUUUGGCAACAAAAUGGGCAACCUCAGAUACGUCGUUGGAAAUGAUUGAAUUAAAACGGCAAUCAUCACGGGACAUCAUUGGUCCGCACAGCUUUUGGCAAAUAUUCCGAUAGUUUGAUCAUCUUGACUCUUACGAAUCUUUUUCCCAAAUUUUUUUUAUUAUUCCGGAAAACUGAAAAAAAUCUGCUGUCGUUCAAAAAAUCAAUCGUAGGAAGAAAUCACCUAAAUCUUUUCCGGACCCUCUAUUAUCUCCAUAAUUUCAAAAAAAAACAGUACAGUUUAGUAAAUAGAGAAAGACCAAAUAAACAUGGAAAAUUC
Molecule: messenger RNA, 1647 nt
Organism: Sitodiplosis mosellana (orange wheat blossom midge)
Lineage: Eukaryota; Metazoa; Arthropoda; Insecta; Diptera; Cecidomyiidae
Exons: 2
Coding region: 132-1442 (436 amino acids)
Molecular function (GO): protein binding
Source: RefSeq, a predicted model, not a curated record